This is a messenger RNA of Cynocephalus volans (Philippine flying lemur), 4221 nucleotides long. It is a transcript of the gene ATAD2, whose product is annotated as ATPase family AAA domain containing 2. The transcript has 28 exons. The record is from RefSeq and is a predicted model, not a curated record. Gene Ontology annotation, biological process: positive regulation of transcription by RNA polymerase II. Lineage: Eukaryota; Metazoa; Chordata; Mammalia; Dermoptera; Cynocephalidae. Gene Ontology annotation, molecular function: histone binding; ATP binding; ATP hydrolysis activity. Gene Ontology annotation, cellular component: nucleus. The coding region runs from base 1 to 4221 and encodes 1406 amino acids.
AUGGUGGUUCUCCGCGGCAGCUUGGAGCUGCACAGCCCCUCCGCUACCUCGGCCACGGACUCUCUGGACCUGUCCAACGAGUUCCUUAGCUUGGAGGAGGUCGGCAGGAGGAGGCUCCGCUCGGCCAGCGCCGCAGCGAAAUCCGCCGUCCCCGCGGCCGCCGCGGGCGACGGUUCUUCGGUUAAGAAAGUUGAAACCUACCACCGGACACGUGCUUUAAGGUCUUUGAGAAAAAAUGCACAGAAUUCUUCAGAUUCUAGUUUUGAUAAGAAUGUGGAAAUAACGGAGAAGCAUGCUAAUGACAGGCAUUUUACAAGGCAGUUGGCCAGACAACAGGCUGAUAAAAAAAAAGAAGAGUACAAAGAAGACAAAGUGAUUCCAGUUACUCGGUCAUUGAGAACUAGAAACAUUGUUGAAACUACAGGACACUUGCGUGAAGAGAAUGGUGACCUUGAAGUUCGCCGCAGUUGUAGGAUUAGAAGUCGUUAUAGUACUGUUAACCAAUCCGUGCUAUUUAACAAACUUAUAACAAACACUGCUGAAGCUGUACUUCAAAAAAUGGAUGACAUGAAGAAAAUGCGUAGACAACGAAUGAGAGAACUUGGAGACUUGGGAGCAUUUAAUGCAACAGAAGAAGGCAAUCUUAAUAUGUACACAAGAGGAAAACGAAAAGGUAUUCAAAGAACUGAUGAAGAAACAACUGAUAAUCAAGAAGGCAGUGUAGAAUCAUCUGAAGAGGGUGAAGACCAAGAAGAUGAAGACGACGGUGAAGAUGAAGAAGACGACGGUGAAGAUGAAGAAGAAGAUGAUGACGAUGAAGAAGAAGAUGAUGACGAUGAAGAAGAUGACAAUGAAGAAGAAGAUGAUGAAGAAGAUGAAGAAGAUGAAGAAGAUGGAGAGGAAGAUAAUCAGAAACGAUAUUAUCUUAGACAGAGAAAAGCUACUGUUUAUUACCAGGCUCCACUGGAAAAACCUCGUCAUCAGAGAAAGCCCAACAUAUUUUAUAGUGGCCCAGCUUCUCCUGCAAGACCAAGAUAUCGAUUAUCUUCUGCGGGACCAAGAAGUCCUUAUUGUAAACAGAUGAACAGGCGAAGGCAUGCAAUCCACAGUAGUGACUCUACUUCAUCUUCCUCUUCUGAAGAUGAACAACACUUUGAGAGGCGAAGAAAAAGGAGCCGUAAUAGAGCUAUCAAUAGGUGCCUCCCACUAAAUUUUCGGAAAGAUGAAUUAAAAGGCUUUUAUAAAGAUCGAAUGAAAAUUGGAGCAAGCCUUGCUGAUGUUGAUCCAAUGCAGCUAGAUACUUCAGUACGAUUUGAUAGUGUCGGUGGCCUGUCCAAUCAUAUUGCAGCUCUAAAAGAGAUGGUGGUGUUUCCAUUACUUUAUCCGGAAGUCUUUGAAAAGUUCAAAAUUCAACCUCCAAGAGGUUGUUUGUUUUAUGGUCCACCUGGAACUGGAAAAACUCUGGUUGCUAGAGCACUUGCCAAUGAGUGCAGUCAAGGGGAUAAAAGAGUAGCAUUUUUCAUGAGGAAAGGUGCCGAUUGUUUGAGUAAAUGGGUAGGGGAAUCUGAAAGACAACUACGAUUGCUAUUUGAUCAGGCCUAUCAGAUGCGCCCAUCAAUUAUUUUCUUUGACGAAAUUGAUGGUCUGGCUCCAGUACGGUCAAGCAGGCAAGAUCAAAUUCACAGUUCUAUCGUUUCCACCCUGCUAGCUCUUAUGGAUGGAUUGGACAGCAGAGGAGAAAUUGUGGUGAUUGGCGCUACCAACAGACUGGAUUCUAUAGACCCUGCUUUACGAAGGCCUGGUCGCUUUGACAGGGAGUUCCUUUUUAGCCUACCUGAUAAAGAUGCACGAAAAGAGAUUCUAAAGAUUCACACAAGAGAUUGGAAUCCCAAACCACUGGACAUAUUUCUGGAAGAGCUAGCAGAAAACUGUGUUGGAUACUGUGGUGCAGAUAUUAAGUCAAUAUGCACUGAAGCUGCUUUAUGUGCUCUACGUCGACGCUAUCCACAGAUCUAUACAACUAGUGAGAAACUACAGUUGGAUCUCUCUUCAAUUAAUAUCUCAGCUAAGGAUUUUGAGGUAGCUAUGCAAAAGAUGAUACCGGCCUCCCAAAGAGCUGUAACAUCACCUGGGCAGGCUUUGUCCACCAUCGUGAAACCACUCCUUCAAAGCACUGUUCACAAGAUCUUAGAAGCCCUGCACAAAGUAUUUCCACAUGCGAAAAUCAGAACAAAUAAAGCAUUAGACUCAGAUAUUUCUUGUCCUCUGCUAGAAAGUGACUUGGCAUAUAGUGAUGACGAUGUUCCAUCAGUUUAUGAAAAUGGGAUUUCUCAGAAAUCCUUUAAUAAGGCAAAAGAAAAUUUUAAUUUUCUUCAUUUGAAUAGAAAUGCUUAUUACCAACCUAUGUCUUUUCGACCGAGAAUAUUGAUAGUGGGAGAACCAGGAUUUGGGCAGGGUUCUCACCUGGCACCAGCUGUCAUCCAUGCUUUGGAAAAAUUUACUGUAUAUACAUUAGAUAUUCCUGUUCUUUUUGGAGUCAGCACUACAUCUCCUGAAGAAACAUGUGCUCAGAUGAUUCGUGAAGCUAAGAGAACAGCACCAAGUAUAGUGUAUGUUCCACAUAUUCACUUGUGGUGGGAAAUAGUUGGACCAACACUCAAAGCCACAUUUACCACAUUAUUACAGAAUAUUCCUUCAUUUGCUCCAGUUUUACUACUUGCAACUUCUGACAAACCCCAUUCUGCUCUGCCUGAAGAGGUACAAGAGUUGUUUAUUCGUGAUUAUGGAGAGAUUUUUAAUGUCCAGUUACCUGGUAAAGAAGAACGGACAAAAUUUUUUGAGGACUUAAUUCUAAAACAAGCUGCUAAGCCUCCUAUAUCAAAAAAAAAAGCAGUUUUACAGGCCUUAGAGGUACUCCCAGUAGCACCACCACCUGAGCCAAGACCGUUGACAGAAGAAGAAGUGAAACGACUAGAAGAACAAGAAGAAAAUACAUUUAGAGAACUGAGGAUUUUCUUAAGAAAUGUCACACAUAGGCUUGCUAUCGACAAGCGAUUCCGAGUGUUUACUAAGCCUGUUGACCCUGAUGAGGUUCCUGAUUAUGUCACUGUAAUAAAGCAACCAAUGGACCUUUCAUCUGUAAUCAGUAAAAUUGAUCUACACAAGUACCUGACUGUGAAAGACUAUUUGAGAGAUAUUGAUCUAAUCUGUAGUAAUGCUUUAGAGUACAAUCCAGAUAGAGAUCCUGGAGAUCGUCUUAUUAGGCAUAGAGCCUGUGCUUUAAGAGAUACUGCCUAUGCAAUAAUUAAAGAAGAACUUGAUGAGGACUUUGAGCAACUUUGUGAAGAAAUUCAGGAAUCUAGAAAGAAAAGAGGUUGUAGCUCCUCCAAAUAUGCCCCAUCUUACUACCAUGUGAUGCCAAAGCAAAAUUCCACCCUUGCUGGUGAUAAAAAAUCAGAUCCAGAGCAGAAUGAAAAGCUAAAGACUCCCAGUACUCCCAUGGCUUGCAGCACUCCUACUCAGUUGAAGAGAAGAAUUCGCAAGAAGUCGAAAUGGUACUUAGGCACCAUAGCAAAGCGAAGGAAGAUUUCCCAGGCAAAGGAUCAUAGCCAAAAUGCUGCAGAUGACAAAACUGAGAGUGAUACAGAAGAAACUCAAGAUACAAGUGUAGACCAUAAUGAGACUGGAAACACAGGAGAGUCUUCAAUGGAAGAAAAUGAGAAGCAGCAAAAUUUCUCUGAGAGCAAAUUAGAAUGGAGAAAUAAUAAUUCAAAUACUUGUAAUAUUGAGAAUGAACUUGAAGGAUCUAGGAAGACAACAGCAUGUAUAGAAUUGAGAAAAGAUAAGAUUGUUUGCAAUGGAGAUACUUCUAGCUCUCAGAUAGUAGCUAUUUCUGAUGAAAAUGAAGCAAAAGAAAUGUGUGUUCUGCGAAUGACUCGAGCUAGACGUUCACAAGUAGAGCAACAGCAGCUCAUCAGUGUUGAAAAGGCUUUGGCAAUUCUUUCUGAGCCUACACCCUCUCUUGUUGUGGACCAUGAGCGACUAAAUAAUCUUUUGAAGACUGUUGUUAAAAAAGGUGAAAAGUACAAUAUAUUUCAAUUGGAAAAUUUGUAUGCAGUAAUCUGCCAGUGUAUUUAUCAGCAUCGCAGAGACUAUGAUAAAACCACACUUAUUCAGAAAAUGGAGCAAGAGGUAGAAAACUUCGCUUGUUCCAGAUCAUGA